Molecule: messenger RNA, 3845 nt
Organism: Manis pentadactyla (Chinese pangolin)
Lineage: Eukaryota; Metazoa; Chordata; Mammalia; Pholidota; Manidae
Gene: TTC5
Product: tetratricopeptide repeat domain 5
Exons: 10
Coding region: 47-1393 (448 amino acids)
Molecular function (GO): protein binding
Source: RefSeq, a predicted model, not a curated record
CUCUGGUUAUAAAGUUGGGGGCGGAGAAGCCGAGAGUGGCUGGGAAAUGAUGGCUGAUGAAGAGGAGGAAGUGAAGCAGACCUUGCAGAAAUUGCAGGAACUGGUCGAUCAGCUGUAUUCAUUUCGCGAGUGCUAUUUUGAGACACAUAGUGUUGAAGAUGCUGGAAGGAAACAACAGGAUGUGCGGGAGGAGAUGGAGAAGACCCUGCAACAGAUGGAGGAAGUAGUGGGCUCUAUCCAGGGUAAGGCGCAGGUUCUGAUGCUAACUGGGAAGGCGCUGAAUGUGACUCCUGACUAUAGCCCUAAGGCCGAGGAGCUUCUGUCAAAGGCUGUCAAGCUGGAACCCACGCUAGUGGAAGCCUGGAACCAGCUGGGUGAGGUGUACUGGAAGAAAGGCGACGUUGCAGCUGCUCACACCUGCUUCUCAGGAGCCCUCACCCACUGCAAGAACAAAGUGUCCCUUCAAAACCUGUCAAUGGUGCUUCGCCAGCUCAGGACUGACUCUGGAGAUGAACAUUCUCGCCACGUCAUGGACAGUGUCCGGCAGGCUAAGUUGGCUGUGCAAAUGGAUAUUCAUGAUGGCCGUUCCUGGUGUGAGUGCUUUCAAAAGCUCUCCAAUAUCCUGGGGAAUGCAUACCUUUCUCUUUACUUCAGUACUGGCCAGAACCCUAAGAUCUCCCAGCAAGCCCUCAGUGCUUAUGCCCAAGCAGAGAAGGUUGACAGGACAGCUUCCAGCAAUCCUGAUCUUCAUCUGAACAGGGCAACGUUACAUAAAUAUGAAGAGAGUUAUGGGGAUGCCUUGGAGGGCUUUUCUCAGGCUGCAGCACUGGACCCUGCCUGGCAGGAACCCCGGGAGCGAGAGCAGCAACUCCUGGACUACCUGAAUAGAUUAACCCGCCUCCUUGAGAGCAAGGGAAAAGUGAAGACCAGAAAACUACAGAGCAUGUUGGGAAGUUUGCGCCCUGCCCACGUGGGCCCUUAUAGUGACGGGCGCUAUCAGUCAGCAUCCGGACAGAAGGUGACCCUGGUGCUCAGGCCGCUGAGUGCACUGCAGCCUGGUGUGAACAGCGGUGCUGUGGUCCUGGGGAAGGUGGUGUUCAGCCUCACCACAGAGGAGAAAGUUCCUUUUACAUUUGGCCUGGUAGAUUCAGAUGGACCCUGCUGUGCAGUGAUGGUGUAUAACAUGGUGCAGAGUUGGGGAGUGCUUAUCGGGGACUCUGUAGCCAUCCCUGAGCCCAACCUUCGGCUUCACCAAAUUCAGCACAAGGGAAAGGAAUAUUCCUUUUCCAGUGUUCGUGUGGAGACACCCCUCCUGCUGGUGGUGAAUGGGAAGCCUCAGGGCUCCAGCAGCCAGGCGGCUGCCACAGUGGCAUCCCGGCCCCAGUGUGAGUGACCUUACUUGACUUGAGUGGAGGCGAGGAGAUAAGCUCAAGGGCACUUAGCAGCUGGACCAGCCACAGCCAGGGGCUCAUCCAGGUUUGAGGAUGUUCAGAUGAUGACUUUUCCUCCCUCUGCCUUGUCAGACACUGUGUCCCUUCUUUCUCCCCUUAUAUUUCAGCUCAAUCCAGGGCCACAUACUCCCCUGGUAUAUUCUCCUGCCUCUUUCGUUGCUCUUCUGUAUUUUAGGCAAAGAGCACAGAAUUGGUAGAAGUGUUGGGAUCUUGCCAUGGGACAGAGUCCCCAAGAUUCCUGUUUUUGGUUCCUUCCUGAGCCUUGUGUAUAUAUCAUUUCAGUAUUUAUUGCUAAAGGAGGAGGCUUAAUUUUUUAGUGGCCUGGUUUGUUUGAAGUUUUUAUUUUAUUUUAAAAAUUAGGUCUUUCCCCUUCUUUGGGGCUGGCGCAGAAUUAAAUAUGUUUGGAAAAAAAUACUGUGUUGUUUGUCCUGUUUCAUUCUCUCUAGGCUUAGUUUCUUGUUUUAAGAUCACUUUUAACCUAUUAGAGUACUCCUCCCCCUUUAUUUUCUAUAUACAGAAUACUUUAUUUCUCUCCCAGUUAAAAGGAUUUAGGCAGCAGGCAGCCCAGGCCAAGACUGGUAGCUCCACGAGUUGCUGGAAAGCAGCUUCUUCCAUUUCCCCAUCCUGUCAUCCCUCAGGGUGGUCCUCGUCAUGGCCCAAGAUGACAGCACUGCUAUGUAGUAGUGUUACUAGGCUGGAAGAGUUGGGUAGUGUUACAAUAGUGUGACUAGAGAGGGCGAGAUACUCAGUUUCUUUAGACUAAUGACACUUUUCAUAAUAGUUUCUCUUAAUGGCCUUGUGGGAAGAUGGGAAAACAUGAACGAGGGGAGGAUUAAUGACCAACUGAAUGGUUAGAAGCAGAGAAUAUGUAAAUGGAUACAUAUUUGUUUAUUUGGAAGACUUGCAGUGAUAGGGCUCAGGUUUGGUCCUUGGUCCAGUCCUGUUGAACUCUUGAUCAGUGACUCAUUCAAUAUUCAAAGAAUGUAAAACAAAGGACUCCUCAGAGCAUGGAUGACAGAAUAAGCAUCUAUCUAAAGAAGUUAUAAGGGCUGAAUCUAAGAUAAAAGUUUGAAGUUCAUGCUUUUGGUCCAAAAAGGCCAACUUUCUGAGGUGUAUCUUGAACAUUACAUUUAAAGAAUUACUAGGAGUUUUAGAAGGUAAGAUAAAAUCUGUGAGUAACUAGUAUGCUAUGGUUGCAAAGACACUCUUUUGACUGUACCAAGAAUCUCUGGUAGCCAGAGGGAAGAGUUUUUAACAGUAUCAGGUCACAUGUGGAGCCUUAUGUUCAGUUCUGGGUGUUCAUUUUGAGGCCCACAGCAAUGCAAGAGUGAUCAGGACCUUGAAGGGGUGUAAAAUAUCCCGAGAAAUGGUUGAAAGCAACUGGGGAGAAAGAUAGGGGUUGUGAGUGUGUGCAUUAGAGUCAGUAGCGAGGCAAGACCCCAAAACUACUACUUUUACUCAAGUCCUAAGAUGAGUUGACUUACUCUGUGUAUUUCCAGGCAACAGAAAAAUGCCCAAGAGGUGAUAGAGAAAGCAGAAUUUAAAAGAUUUUAUGAUGUUUGUGUAAACAAGCAUGCAAAAUAUGUAUGUACAGUUUAAAAGAGUAAUUAAAAUAUCCAUGGAAAUAUCCACCUGGCUUAAAAACUGGAACAUUACUAGUAUCUUAGAAGUCCUGUGUGCCUCUCCAUGAUCUCAUCUCAUUUGUUUUCAUUGCUAUAUAAUGUCUCACUGUAUGAUUAUGCCAAAUUUCUUAUCCUACAGUUAAAGGAUAUUUUGGUUUCAUUUUUUUGCCAUCAGGGCAGUACAUUAUUAAUAUCCUGUACGUGUUCUGAUAUGGAAGUGCAAGAGUUUCUUUUAUAGCAGUGGUUCUUUUCCAAGAGUGAUCCCCAGACCAGCAGCCGCAACAUAACCUGGAACUUCUUGGAUACGCAAAUCCUCAGGCCCCAAAUCCUGAAUUAGAAACUCCUGAGGAGAGUCCAGCAAUCUGUGUUUAACAAAUCCUCCCAGUGAUUCUGAUGCACACAGAUGUGUGAGAACCACUGUUUCAGAUACUGGUUUAAGAAUGGAGUUGCUGGGUCAUAGAGUAGACAUAUGCUCAACUCUUUUGAGAAAUACUGAACAUUUCCAAAGUGGUUAUACCAAUUUAUGUCUCCACUCUCAGUGGGUGAGUCUUCCUAAUGUUCCUCAUUCUCUGAUGAUUGCUGUUGUCUUCUCUUUAGGGGUUGAAAAUUCAGGAGAUAUGAACGAUAUCUCCUUGUGGCCUCUAUUUGCAUGUCUCUCACUGUUAAUGGGUUUGAGCAUAUUUUCAUUAAGUUACAAGCCACUAAUAUCCACUAAUAUUUUCUCAUGGUAAAAUGACUACUUGUAUCUUUGCCCACUUUUUUUUUUUUUUUU